Messenger RNA from Calypte anna (Anna's hummingbird), 3659 nucleotides. RefSeq lists its product as uncharacterized. Gene Ontology annotation, cellular component: cytoplasm. The coding region runs from base 61 to 1875 and encodes 604 amino acids. The transcript has 2 exons. NCBI's taxonomy places the organism in Eukaryota, Metazoa, Chordata, Aves, Apodiformes, Trochilidae. The record is from RefSeq and is a predicted model, not a curated record.
GCCCCACGGCGGAGCCACCAAUGGCCGGAACAGCGUCCCGGCAGCCGGUCUGUCGCCGCCAUGGAGGAACCGGAGGCGGUGGCAGAGGAGGAGGAGGUGUUGCGGGACUACCUAGGGUACUAUGCAGCCCGAGGGGCGGAGGGGGAGCUGGCGGUGUGCGAGGAGGCGGCCCUGAAGAAGAGGGCGCGACGGCUGCUGGGCCCGCGGCGGGACGGAGCCCUGGACGUGCGCAGCGUGGCGGAGCGGUGCCGGAGGGCCCGGGUCGGCGGCAGCAGCAGGCUCCUCCGUGACCUGGUGAAGGCGCUGGAGCUGCUGGAGCUGCUCUGCGUUAACCUGCUCCUCUCCCCCUGGAGGAAGGAGAUCAGGUCCCUGAAGACAUUCACUGGUAAUUUUGUCUACUAUAUUCAGUCUGUGCUCCCAGAUGACACUGUAAAAGCAGUACUGGAGAAAAUCGGUUACAUUGCAACAACAGCAACAGAGUUUUCACUUGUCAAAGAGAGAAACAAUGAGGAAACAAAGCAGACUGCAUUUGAAAUAUUCCUGGCGAGAAUUGAGUGUGAAACCAUCCUUGAAACGACAAAUGAAGAAAACCAUGGCAAUUUGGAGAAAACCCUACAGAAGAGAACACAAAUGCACUGGCACCACGGAGAUAAGGACAAAGAGGACCAGGCAUCCCAGAGAGAAGACGCUGAAAAUCUAGAAAAGAAAGAAAACAGUGAGACAUCUCUGUGCCUUGCUACUCAACAGAAGUCUUCAACUAACAGCGAUACGGCCUUUGAAGCUGCUGGGAACCAGAAGAUCAAAGAUGAUGUGCCUCAGUCAGCAGUUACUCAAUCCACUAACAGGCUUCAGGAACACCAAAGGCAAGUCAUUAACACAGUACACUUCCCGGGCAAAUGCUCAGACAGUGAGGACUUCUUAAUCAAAUAUAGUGACAUUGUCAUAGGACAAACGCCUAUUUUCAGCGACAGUCUUUCUCCAAAAGCUUUUGAAACAAAGCCAGGAGCCAGUCUAAGUGAGGAAUGUGUUUUGGCAGUCUCUGCAGAGUCAACUGCAAAUGAGAUCAGGCCUGUGCCACUCUCACCAGGAGCCAGCGGUCCGCCAGCCUUUGCAAUAUUUGCUGACGGCUCUUGUGACAGGUCUUGUGAGUAUAAAGUUCAGGAAGUCCCCAAAGAAUCAAUUGAAGCAGAAAUUAAUGAUGCCAUAAACUGCGUAGACCUGGACCCUGCAGAUGAACCUAAUGAGCUAAAGUCUAUGCCUUACAAGGAUAUCGUAUCUGUCCAAACCCACAGUGUCCCUAGGGAAGAGGAAGUUUGUGAGCUGUCUUUAACCUUUACAAAACUACAAAUCAAGGACACUCAGGAAGACCUUACCUGUCCAGUAGAGGAAACUGGCCAACCUGAGUCUGUAUCAUAUGCAAGUACAAAUGACAGGCACGAAAGAGAAUGUAAUCAUUCCAAAAUAAACCACAUGUAUCUGAGUAAUGCUCAGGUGCAGUACAGAGCAGCUGCAUAUCCUGAGCCAUCUUCAGACCUACACUGUACUACCAGGAACAUGGAGAAUCCCACUGCUGGUUCUGAUAGCAAGAGACUAAUGCUGGAUACCCCUAAUGUACAUGCAGCUCCUGAGUGCUUCAGACACAUUAGAGAGCCACCUAACCUCACCUACAUUCCACCGCAAAGUAUUGAUGUUCGGUCUUCAUGUCUAAGAAGGACCACUGCACAAGGCAGAAGAAACCUCUUGCAGCCUGAAUGUGACUCUCCCAAAUCCAGUGAGGUAAAGCUGGAGAACUGUAAUUCAAAAGUAAAUGAAAUCCAAGAGCCUUAUGUCAUUAUUGACAAAACUGACCAAGGAAUGUUAUAUCAUCACACUUGAUUCUAUCAGUGCUUUAUCUAUAAUCUGCCUGGGUUUUUCUUCUCACUUGUGGCCUUGAUCAGCUUUGCAGAGAUGAUUAGCCUUGUCAAAACAGUUAAAAAAACAGCAAACAAACAAAAAACACCACCACAGCUUUUGGGCAGUAAAAUAGGGAAGUUGAGCAAAUUUUUAAUGGCCCCUUCUCAUCUGGAAUCUUUAGCACUGAAACCCAAAUGGUCACUUUUCUGAAGUGCAGGCAACUUACAUAAAUUUAAAUCAAUGUAAUUUGAUUCUAUUUGGCACUCCUUCAUGCCAGACAUGUUUCUUCAGUGAAGCACACUUCUGCUGCUUCUUCCUGUUUGCUUUUUUUUUUUCUCUUUACAGACAUUUCUGGAAUAAUCCUUAUUCUUCCAAGUACAGCAUGCUGGAAAAUGAUAGAAACAACAGAUAAAUGUUUCAAAAUGGGAUGACCCAACUUUACAGCUUUAUAAAUGCAAUACUUGGGUGUAUGUCUGUAAUUCCUGUGAAGCUGUGCUCUGAGCUAAUAAUGCUCCUUUUUUUCAGGUGAGAGUUUAGAAAGUUUUGUAACAUUCCAUUAAGUUUAAAGAAGGAAAUGUCUCUCUGAAACACUUUUUAUUUUUAUUUUUGCAUUAGGAAGAACACUUUUCAUCUUGGAAAGCCAAUAACCUGUACUACAGGUUUUAUACCUGUCUCCACUUGUUACCACAAAGAAUUUUGGUAACCACCACAGAUUUUCAGAGGAGUACUGAGCAUUCAGAUUGUUCACUGAUUCCAGAAGAGGGAGAUCCAGCUGCUGCUGCCAUUUCUCUUGCCCUGUUUCUGCCACUUUAACUCUGCACGAGCUCUGGAGUUCACUGCACUUUCUGUAAGCUCAUCUCACUAAAAUGAAAGGGAAGAACUGCCAUCUUCUGCUAUUUUAGUGGCAGGGAAAAAUAGAUCAGAGAAGGAUUCCUGUGUGCAAUAAAGCCAGGAUAAGGGAUAUCCUGUUGGCAGGAGUGCUGUGAGAAAAGCACUGUGCUGAGAAGGCAAGGGAGCAGCAUUGUUAGACCAGAUCACCUGGAAUUGGGAGUCCCAGUACUGAGAAUAUCUGCCUACACAACACUUAAUUUAGAAAAGCACAGUCACUGGUGCUGUAUUUCAGCACAAUUUCCAGUGCUUCUUUAUACUCAUUACCUUGAAAGACUUCAGAACUGCUUCAACUAACUUCAAGGUGCCUAGCUGCUAGCUGGGCCAGCCCACCACAACUUCCUUUCUCUUCUUUCAAGUACCUCUGUGUUCUUCCCAAGCAUUUUGAUUUUUAUAAGCUAUAUUUCCUCCUGUGGGGGUUAUUAAAAUUAUAUAUUAAAUCUCAAAUUGUGUCAAUUUUUCAGGAACUCUUAAUUCAAAACUGCAAAAAGUCCUUAUAAGGAAAGUAUCUCCUAAGUCUUUAGAUGACCACCAGUACUACACGAUUCCAAUACCUAACCUCCCAAUUUUACUGUUACUGAAGCCACAUGAGAAAGAAGUAUUUAACAGCAACUUACUCAUGAAAAAAAAAAAACAAAAACAGAAAAGGAGACUGAAGACUGCUGCUUGAAAAGCCACCAUCUUAGGCAUCUCAUGCCAUUAAUGCUAUACUGCUGGCCUUUAUUAAACUUUGUAACAUCUACUGUUAGAAAUUUAAGUCUUCAAUAAACUUCCCUAAUGCACCUGAGCACAAUUGUUUCUGUCUAACAGAAUCAGAAUCAUUUAGGUUGGAGAAGACCCUUAAGAUCAUCGAGUCCAACCAUCUUCAGCAUACCUGG